Molecule: messenger RNA, 1530 nt
Organism: Penicillium canariense
Lineage: Eukaryota; Fungi; Ascomycota; Eurotiomycetes; Eurotiales; Aspergillaceae
Product: putative MFS transporter
Exons: 4
Coding region: 1-1530 (509 amino acids)
Biological process (GO): transmembrane transport
Cellular component (GO): membrane
Molecular function (GO): transmembrane transporter activity
Source: RefSeq, a predicted model, not a curated record
AUGGCACCGACCAUGGAGACUACCGACCACCUCGUCCCCGACUCCGUCACAAUGGGUGAAAAGGCUGACAUCACCCAUGAUGAGGUCAUACAUCUGACUGCGCUGACGGAAGAGGAGAAGCUGCUCGAGAAGAAACUGCUGCGGCGGAUCGAUUCACUGAUCAUGCCGCUGGUCGUGCUGGUCUAUCUUUUAAAUUACAUUGAUCGAAAUAACUACGCUGCAGCGAAGCUCCAGGGUCUCACGGAGGAUCUUCAUUUAACGGAUACGCAGUACCAUACGGGCUUGUCAAUCCUGUUCGUGGCAUACAUUCUAAUGCAGGUGCCGAGCAACUUGCUGCUGAACUAUAUGGGACGGCCAUCGCUGUACUUGGGGUUCUUUGUUGUGGCGUGGGGAUUAGUGUCGGCCCUGACCAGCCAGGUCAAGAGCUAUGGCGCGAUCGUCGCGUGCCGAUUUCUGCUGGGGUUGGCUCCUUUCUUCGCCGGUGUCCUAUUCUACCUGUCCAAAUGGUACACGAAGAAUGAAUUGGCCUUCCGCAUGAGUAUCUUCUACUCCGGCUCCCUGCUGAGCGGCGCCUUCGGCAACCUGAUCGCGGCUGGCAUCCUGAGCGGCCUCAAGGGGGAAACGCGGCCUUGGCUAUACAUCAUCGAAGGCAGCGUCACCGUCUUUGUCGGCCUAGGGAUCUGUGUCCUCCUCCCGGACUUCCCGGAGACGUGGAAGCUGCUGUCGCCCGAGAUGCGCCGCAUCGCCAGGCGACGCCUGGCCGUGGACGCCGCGGAGGCCGAUACGGACGAGCAAGGUGGCAUGAGCCAGCUGAAGGGCCUCAAGCUGGCCAUGACCGACAUCAAGACCUACGUGCUGGCGAUCGCAUACAUGUGCAUCACCGGCGCGGCCGGCUUCCAGAACUUCUUCCCCACGCUGACGAAGACCCUCCACUACAACAACACGAUUUCCCUCCUGCUGGUGGCCCCGCCAUACGUCUUCAUGGUGAUGUACAGCCUCGCGCACUCGUGGAUGUCCGACAAGAUGGGCGUCCGCUUCUGGUUCUUCGCAUACCCGAUCCCCAUCACCAUCGUGGGCUUCAUCCUCUUCAUGACCACCAGCAGCUUCGGCCCGCGCUACUUCUCCUUCUUCCUGAUGAUCUUCGUGUUCGCGCAGAACGGCACGCUCUACUCAUGGAUUGCGAACGCGCUGCCCCGCCCGCCCGCCAAGCGCGCCGCCGCCUACGCAUUCAUCAAUUCCAUCGGCAACUCGGCCAGUAUCUGGACGCCGUAUACCUACCUUGACGCCGAAGCGCCGCAAUACUAUACCGCGAUGGGGGUGUGCAUUGCGUUGCAGGUCAUCGGCCUGUUGAUGGGGCUGUUUAUGUACUUUAAUCUGCGGACGCUGAACAAGCGGCAGGAGAGAUUGGAGAACGAGGAGGUGCAGUUGACGGAGAAGGAGCUGCGAAGACUGCAGGUGACAGCGGACCUGGAGGGCAUCGAUGUGGCGGCGGCGAGGCGGUUGCAGAAGGGCUUCCGUUUUGUGGUGUAG